AUGCUCGAGUUUACCGUGCCCGUGGUCGCCGACCGCAACAUGGUCCGCGAAGCCAUCAAAGGUAAGUAUAACUACCCUCAAUGGUCGAUUCAAUUGUCUACUAACUUCAACUUAGGCGUGAUUCUGACGAUCUUUUUCCACCGGCUACUUGGCCCCAUAACGCCUACUCCUGCCAGCUUCCUCGGCAUCAGCUACCCCACGGCUGACCUCCCCCUGCUUGACGACGACAUCGACAACAAAAUCAGCCAGUUGCUCGACAAAUUGGACGUCGACAGCCACCACCGGGCCACGGCGGAGAUCCACUUCCAGACGAGGGAAAAGAAGCCCCGCGGCUGGUUUAAACUGGACGCCGACGAGGUAAAGCUGUGGGAGGUGUGGACGGUCGAUGUCACCUGUACUCCCGGAGUGGCCGGGGUGGCUAAUACUGAUGCCAUCCGCACCUCAUUUGAAGAGGCAGUGGUGCUGGUGGUGACGACGUGCGACGCCCAUAAGGACCACAUCCCCGCCCUUAGCACCAUGGACCCGCUGCCGUUUCCCUAUGCGAUUGUCGUGUGA
Messenger RNA from Diutina rugosa, 555 nucleotides. RefSeq lists its product as uncharacterized. Gene Ontology annotation, biological process: autophagy; autophagosome assembly. The transcript has a single exon. Lineage: Eukaryota; Fungi; Ascomycota; Pichiomycetes; Serinales; Debaryomycetaceae. Gene Ontology annotation, cellular component: phagophore assembly site. Bases 1 to 555 code for a protein of 184 amino acids. The record is from RefSeq and is a predicted model, not a curated record.